Ostertagia ostertagi is the source of this 489-nucleotide messenger RNA. The record is from the annotation of a GenBank genome assembly. NCBI's taxonomy places the organism in Eukaryota, Metazoa, Nematoda, Chromadorea, Rhabditida, Trichostrongylidae.
AUGUUCUGGCUUGGACUUGUCUGUAUAUUCACUUUUUGUCAGGCAGAACAGAUCAAAAAAUUACCUGGAGCAAGCUCUAAGCUCAAGUCUAAACACUACUCCGGAUUCUUUAACGUUACCAAUAAACACUUUCUUCAUUAUUGGUUCGUAGAGUCUCAAAAUAAUCCAAAAAAGGACCCGAUAAUCUUCUGGUUUAAUGGCGGUCCGGGAUGUUCUUCACUGGAUGGACUUCUCAACGAAAUGGGACCGUACUUUGUAAAUCUCGACGGAAAAGGUCUCAGAGAAAAUCCUCAUUCUUGGACUGAGGUAGCCGCUCUUGGAAAUUGUAACUUCCUCCAGAUGGCUUCAAUGGUAUUCAUUGAAUCCCCUGUAGGGGUGGGAUACUCAUAUUCUACCGAUGGGAACAUCACCUCCGACGAUGACCGGACGUCGCUUGAAAAUUACGAAGCUAUCAAACUAUUCUUCACGGUGACUGUCAACGGUUGGUAA